Molecule: messenger RNA, 3373 nt
Organism: Polypterus senegalus (gray bichir)
Lineage: Eukaryota; Metazoa; Chordata; Cladistia; Polypteriformes; Polypteridae
Gene: lasp1
Product: LIM and SH3 protein 1
Exons: 7
Coding region: 139-882 (247 amino acids)
Cellular component (GO): focal adhesion
Molecular function (GO): actin filament binding
Source: RefSeq, a predicted model, not a curated record
CGCCCCCUUGGCCUCCCCCGGUGGCUGCCGUGAGUAAUCGCGCGUUCGCGGAGCUGCAGUUUGGCCAGGAAAACGGGCGGAUUUGCACGGAAACAAAGUGCGCCUUUCAGACUCGUCGCAGCCACCUUGUAAGCCAGCAUGAACCCCAGCUGCUCCCGCUGCGGGAAGAUCGUCUACCCGACGGAGAAGGUGAACUGCCUGGACAAGUUCUGGCACAAAGCAUGUUUCCACUGCGAAGUCUGCAAAAUGACCCUGAAUAUGAAGAAUUACAAAGGUUAUGACAAGAAACCUUACUGCAACGCACAUUAUCCCAAGCAGUCUUUUACAACUGUGGCAGACACUCCAGAGAACCUGCGCCUCAAACAGCAGAGUGAGCUUCAGAGUCAGGUGCGCUAUAAGGAGGAUUUUGAGAAGAACAAGGGCAAAGGGUUCAGUGUUGUCACAGACACUCCAGAGCUUCAGAGAAUCAAGAAAACGCAGGAUCAAAUCAGUAAUAUCAAGUACCAUGAGGAGUUUGAAAAGAAUCGAAUGGGCAGCAUAGGAGAGGAGCGCCGCAACUCCCAGGAUGAUGCCAUCCCUAGAAGACCAGAAAUGCAACAGCAGCCCCCAAAGCAAAGCUAUCAACAAUCUAGCUCGGCCUACAAUUACAAUGAGCCUGCAGCGGCUCCCCCUAUGCGAGCUGCACCUCUGGAGCCACCGAGCGGAGGGAGGCGCUUUAAGGCAGUCUACGAUUACGCAGCUGCUGAUGAGGACGAAGUUUCAUUCCAAGAUGGGGAUAUCAUUCUGAAUGUUCAACAGAUCGAUGAUGGUUGGAUGUAUGGCACAGUGGAGCGCACUGGGGAAACUGGCAUGCUGCCAGCAAAUUAUGUGGAAGCCAUGUGAUGUGGGCAUUCCCUGGGCAUGAAAGGGGAGUGGCAUCUGCAGCCCGAAAAGAAAGUGAGAACAAGUGCCAUCUCAUCCUCUCCCACCUUACCUUUUCUUGCACAACAAUCACCCCCCAUCCUCCUUGCAUCCGUGCUGUCUCCUUAACAAAAACACGUUGGAACAAAGUUCAGCGGUGCCCCCCCCAAAAAGUGAAACGGUUUUCAGAUUUCCCAGGGUGUGUCCACGACACAUUCAGGUUUCAGUCACAUAUUACUUGUCCCGUACUGCCAUUGCCUUAGCCCUUCUCACGUUUGCCACUCGACUUUCCAGUGUUUUUGUGAUGCGGAGAUUCAGUUCCAUGCGGAGGGGUGGAGGGGGAGAUUCGGGAUUCAAACUGAGCUUACAUCAAAAUGAAAUCACUUUGAUCAUUCCGCUUUAUUUUUACCAUUCCAGACAUUAAUCUUUAUAAGAAAUUGUGUAUGUUGAAGAUUAAAAAAAAAAAAAAAAGUCUCUAAUAAUAAUAAUAAUGGUUAUUUUUAUCAGCAGCUAUUUUUCAUCUCUCUUUGGAAUGAGGGGAUAUUUUUUUUAUUAAGCAAAGAAGUAGCUUUUGUAUUCCUAUGCCAAGCCAGCCUUCUACCCAGAUUAUUGCAAAGAGUUUUGACUGUCAAAAGAUGAAUUACCUUGAGCACAAUUUAGCCUACCUGCCAGCUGCUAUUCAGCAUAUUUUUUUUUUUCCUAUUUGUCUCUGAAAAGAAUUUAUAUUAAUCUUCUCUGCCGCCUUGUGUGACUUUCCCCUCUUUCACUCUGAUCAGAAUUUCAGUCUCCAUUGUUAGUCGUGUUACUUUCUCCUCUCAGAUGUUACAACAGGGACCAUAAACCAGUUAGCUGCCAGGUAAACGGAGACACCCACAGCAUCGUAUUCCUAACUUCCACCGUGUAGUGGGGACAUGCAAACAAUCCAGCCGGGCCGGGACCCCCCCAAAAUCCCCAUUACAUCACAUUAUUUUCUGUGUCCUGCCCCUCUCUGCCUGCCAGCCAAAAUGACAGUAGCGUUAGCGUGGGCACAAACUGCUCACCGCGCAGGGCAAAGCCAUUGUAUGGGGCAUUGCAAGCCCUGGGUAAAAGGCUGCCCAUCAUGUCUGUAUGUGAGUUUUUUUGUCAUUCGAUAUGCUUCACUGUGACUUAACAAAACUGUUUUUCGAAAUUUAACAUCUGCUAACUUAAAAUGCACACAUACACAAGCAUAUAUAUAUAUAAAUAUAAAUAAAUAUGAGAUUAAAAUGGAUCAUUUUUAUAAGGUAGCACUUGCAACUAUGGUCACAGAUUUCCAGGAGCGCAGUCCACCUACCUUAACCAGUAUCUGUGAGAAGUGGGGCACGUGGCUGUCACUUCAAGAUAAAUAAAUAAAACUCCGCACUGUGUACGUUCAGGCAGAAAUAUGAGACCUUUGCACCAAAUGGCUUUAAUGGAAUUGUUGACAUUUGCUAGUGCUGGAAGCCAGUUUCUGUUGCGUCCCCUCGGGGAAUGAUGCACGCUGCCUGAGAUGCUCAUCAUAAAACUGGAAUGUUCAACAUGUUCUGGAAUUGGUGCUUUGAAGUUUGUGGCAUUGUGUGUGUGUGUGAAGAGCAGAAAGGCGCAGGAUGGGCUGCUGAGCGCACCAAGCAGUCUCCUUAACAGACGAGGUGUUCGUUUUGGGAUUUGUUGUUGUUUUCUUGCCUUGUUUAAUGAAUUUGAUCCUAAACCUUUAAAUACUUUUGUUUCUCCUUCCAUCAUUUCACCUCUCCAGGAUGGUGCUAAUGUGUCCUUCAUUGUUAGAUUGUCUUCGACUUGCAUAUCUCAAUCAAGGGUGAACUCAACUCUCCGACUGUCGAGGUUUUUAAGCCCAUCUUGGUCCACGAGUGACAUUCCCUCCGAGCUGGUGGCCUUGUUAUCUUACUAACAUGUCCUUACCAAAUGUGUUCAGCCAAAGUGAUGCUUGGUGUUCAUUAUUGUUGCAUUUUUAAGAUGACAAUGUUGCAUAAUACCAGUACUUCAGAGCAUCCAAUUGAUUGGGGGUAUAUAGUUGUUAACACAAAGGCGUGUUUCUGAUUUUUAGGAAGCUGAAGAGCUCUUGACCUCGGGGUGCCAGACAUUACCGUGCCAGUGGAUUUGGGCACCCCAGGCUAGAACCGAAGGUCUAAUUCAAGUGUGCCGUCUUGCGUAGAGUUGAUGGUACAGGGGGUCUGUCUUUUCACACCAGAUUUGUUCCCUUUUUCAUUUCCUAAUUUCAGACAUGUCAACCUGCCUUACCAUUGCACAGUGACUUUGAAAGUCAGUCUUAUAAACGACCUUCAUAAUUCUUCAAUUUUGUCUUCUUCUGAAUCAUAAGCACAGUCUCGGUUCUCGUAAUUCAGCUCAUACUGUUAUCACGUCGAGAACUCCCAACUUUUACAUUCCUUGUGUUGUAUAAAUUUAGACAUGUAUCAAUUGUUUUUCAGAUUUAAUAAAAAUUUGUCAUUUUUACCCAGUA